AUGAAAGGAAAUUUCGCAGCAAUGACAGCGCGAAAGAUAAUGAUCCAACGCCAGACGCAUAAGAAGAUGAACCCAGUCGCCGACCGAAACGGAGGUCAACUCUCUUUCUAUCAGAAUCAUAAUUCAGCAAGAAGCUUGACGAAGGAGGCGAUCAGUUAUCGUUUACUGAACACAGCGCUAUCAAUGAAUCUAAAGAUGAGUCUGAACACAUCAACGACCGCCAACACUUCUUGUCCAGCUUCGACAUAUAUUCAGGUUGAAUUCAUCACAGUGAGCUGCAAAACACACUCUAGUCUUGUUGUUGCACCGUUUUGUGAUGUAUCUUGA
Molecule: messenger RNA, 327 nt
Organism: Plasmopara halstedii
Lineage: Eukaryota; Oomycota; Peronosporomycetes; Peronosporales; Peronosporaceae
Exons: 5
Coding region: 1-327 (108 amino acids)
Source: RefSeq, a predicted model, not a curated record